This is a messenger RNA of Vigna unguiculata (cowpea), 1926 nucleotides long. Its product is annotated as cytosolic sulfotransferase 15 pseudogene. The record is from RefSeq and is a predicted model, not a curated record. NCBI's taxonomy places the organism in Eukaryota, Viridiplantae, Streptophyta, Magnoliopsida, Fabales, Fabaceae.
AUGGAAGGAAAUAUGUCACAUGUCGCUAUCCCACUCUUUGAUGGUGAAAGCUAUGAUCUAUGGGCGAUAAAGAUGCAAACAUAUCUAGAGGAACUAGAUCUAUGGGAAGUUGUGGAGCAAGAUGAUGUUCCCUUGUCUGAAAAUUCCCCCGUGGCUCAAAUGAAAGCGCAUGAAGACAGGAAAACGAGAAAGGCAAAGAAAGCAGAAUAUGAAGGGAACAAGAAGAUUCGAGGCAUGAAAGUUUUGAAAUUGAUAAGGGAGUUUGAGAUGCAAAGAAUGAAAGAGUCGAAGAUGAUUAAAGAAUACUCAAACAAAUUGUUGGAUAUUGUCAACUGGAUAAAAUUGUUGGGAAAGGAGUUUGCAAAUUCCACGGUGCCAGAAAGAUACGAGGGAUCUAUUGCUUCCUUAGAAAACACAAAAGAUGAGGCAGUUGAAGGUAAUUUAAACUACACUGAAGAGAAUGCUCUCAUAGUCAAGAAAAAUAUAAGGAGCAAAUACAAAAACACACAGGUAUGCAAAUCUAAAGUUUCUCAAGAAGAUGUUAAGAUUGUGGAGAAUAAAUCAGAUGAAGAUAAAUCAGAGGAGGAUCUACUUCUUACAACAUCAUGUGUCACAACCAACGAAUCUUCAAAAGAUUGGGUUAUAGAUAGUGGUUGCACAAACCACAUGACUCAUGAUAGAGAAAUGUUCAAGGAGUUCAAUGAAUCAAAUAUUUCCAAGUUAAGAAUUGGGAAUGGAGAACAACUUGUUGUAAAAGAUUUUGGCUAUGGAAGACAAGAGAACCUUCGCUGCCACCCACUGUUAUCAUUGAAACGCAUCUCCGAAUUCGGUGCCACCAAUGCCUCUCCAUCUUCAUCUUCGUCCCCAACACGCAAGAUUGAGGACAACUUGCAGUUGGGGGAGAUCGUAGACAAACAAGAUUGUAGUGAAUCUAAGGAUGGUGGUGAGACAACCAGUGACAAACAAACAAAUGAAGAGAAUGAGCUAAUGCUCUCCCUUCCCAAGGAGAUGGGUUUGAAUGCAGGCCCCUAUCUCCAUCUUUUUCAAGAUUUUUGGUGUCCAUCAUUUUAUUUUCAAGGAGUGAUCAACUUUCAAAAACAUUUUCAUGCAAAAGACAGUGAUGUUUUUGUUGCCAGCUUUCCAAAAUCAGGUACUACCUGGUUGAAAGCCCUUACUUUUCUCAUUUUAAACCAUCAACGUUUUUCCUCUUUUGAGAACCAUCCAUUACUUUCUUCCAAUCCUCAUGAACUUGUGUCUUCCCCUGAAUUCAUCUUGUCUCAUGAUUUGCAUGACCAAAUUCUUUCCCUCUCCAACAUGAGUGACCCAAGACUUUUUUCUACUCACUUACCAUUUUCUGCAUUACCUAAAACAAUGACAGAGUCCAAGUGCAAGAUCAUUUAUAUAUGCAGAAAUCCAUUUGAUACUUUUGUUUCAGCAUGGGAAUUUUCUACUAAAAUAAAGUCAGUGUCUUCUUCACCUGCAUUAACAUUCGAGGAAGCAUUUGAAAAGUAUUGCAAUGGAAUAACAGGGUUUGGUCCAUGGUGGAGUCAUAUGUUAGGUUACUGGAAUGAGAGCAUAACUAAACCAGACAAAGUUUUGUUCUUAAAGUAUGAAGAUCUUAAAGAGGAUACAGUGUUUCAUGUGAAAAGAAUUGUAGAGUUCUUGGACUCUCCUAUCACUCAAGAAGGAGAGGGCACCACAGCGAUUGAAAACAUAAUCAAUUUAUGCAGAUUUGAGAAGAUGAAGGAUUUGGAAGUGAAUAAAUCAGGAUAUAUACACAAUAUUGCAGAGAAGAAAAAUUUCUUUCGGAAGGGUAAAAUAGGAGAUUGGAAAAAUUACUUUUCUCCUUCAAUGAUAGAAAAGUUGUCCACAAUCAUUGAAGAAAAGUUAAGUAGAUCAGGUCUAUCAUUUAAAGUGCAUUCCUAG